Messenger RNA from Lachancea meyersii CBS 8951, 984 nucleotides. Lineage: Eukaryota; Fungi; Ascomycota; Saccharomycetes; Saccharomycetales; Saccharomycetaceae. The record is from the annotation of a GenBank genome assembly.
AUGGGCCGUAAACCAAAAGGAAAAUCCAGUUCCAAGGGCCUCAAAGGAGCUUUACUACGACACCAGGCGACCGAACAAGCGCAGAAGAAGGUGAAGACCAAGCAAGAGCAUGCCCUUCAAAAGAAUAAGCCUACCAAAGCCAGUUUGGAACAAAGGGCAUCGCAACGGGAAGCAGCAGAGAAAAUGAUACCCUUUGAUAAAAAUUCCACACUUUUGCUGGUUGGCGAAGGAGACUUGUCGUUUGCAAGAUCAAUCAUAAUGCAAGAGUAUGUCAAACCUGAGAAUUUGUUGGUGACAAGUUUUGACAAUUCACCCUCCGAAUUAAAACUGAAAUACCCAAAAAGUUUUGAGGCUAAUUACGACUUUCUUUUGGAGAACGGCGUGAAGGUGUUCUUCCGAAUCGACGCUACCAAUCUCAUAAAAGCGUUCAAAAUCAGUAAAAAAACUACUUGGUCGAAAAUAGCCGGGUCCGAGUGGGCUAUCAAACCGGUCGAAUUCAUACUUUUCAACUUUCCACACACCGGCAAAGGCGUAAAAGACCAGGAUAAAAACAUACGAGACCACCAGGAGCUAAUUCUUGGGUUUCUAGAAAGUUGCAAGCAGUUCUUCAAGACGGCAAAUCAAGUUCCCACUAGUAGAUCGGCAAUGGGUUUCGCUCAAGGCUAUACGCUAGAUGACGACGCAACAAAUACGAGGUUAUCUGCAGAAGGAUGCGGAAAGGUUUUGAUUUCGGUCUUCACCGGGGAGCCGUAUGAUUCUUGGCAAAUCAAAAUUCUUGCAAGAACAACCGGAUGGAAAGUGGAAAGAUCCAGUAAAUUCAAUUGGGCAAAUUAUCCCGAGUACUCCCAUAGACGCACUAAUAGCGAGCAAGAUACAACCAAACCAGCCGCCGAGAGAGAAGCUCGGACCUACAUGUUUGAGAUUUUCGAUAAACAUGCUAAAACUGCUAGAAAGCAAAAAAAUUCUGACAGCGAUGACGAAUGA